GUUGGAGUAUGCCUCAGCCAGCCCUCUGACACCACUCUUGAAAUCCUUUGUUACGCAUGGCUACGUAAUGUCCACUGGCCACUACGCGGCGCUACCUGACAUUCAUGCCUGUUUACGUUUUAUGUUAAAGAGGUUAAUCGGUUUCUGAACUUUCUUGGGUGUUGAAUGUGAAUUGAAGUGCGUAAAAAGUGAAGUAAAUAGUGUGAUUUUCUACAAUGCCACGGUGUAUAGCUCCAGGAUGUACCUCUGGGUACGAUUCUAAUAAAGAAAAGGUGCAUUUCUUCUAUGUUCCGAAAGAUGAAAAUAUGAUAAAACUAUGGCAGUCAGCUUUAAAACGAAAAGACUUUAUUGUAAAAGCUAAACAACCAGUUUGUGAAAAACAUUUUUUACAUACAGACAUAUUAUGGAACCGUACUAUUUGUGAUGAUAAAGGACAUAUUCUCGGUGUGUCUGCACAAUUCAAAGUCCCACGUUUAUGUAAAGGUGCAAUUCCAAGUAUAUUUCCUUGGACAGAAGAAACAGAAAAAACGCAAAUUAAUAUUCAGAAAGAAAAUAAAUCUAAAAUUGAAGAUGUUUUAAAUACUGAAGUAUCAAAUAUCGAUGGAUAUAAUGGAGAAAACAAAAAUCUAACAUCACUAUCAUUUAAUGAUAUAAUCAAUAUAGUGGAUAAUAAACAUUUACAUAUACCGCCACAAUGGACAUACACGACAUCUACGACAUACAUGAAACACUUUAAUAAGAACAUAAAAUUAUUGAUAUUUUAUUUACCAAUGGUUAGUACAAUCAAGAAUUAUGAAGAUAAUUGCAAUAUCUAUCUGCAAAAAGAAGUUAUACUCAAAGAAAAUAUGCUGUUAGAAAUAAACAUCUUAAAACAGCCUAUUAUUAUAGAUAUUCCAUUUGAUGUACAAAUACAUAACAUUAUUGAAAGUGUGGAACAAUUGAAAGAAACAUUAUUUUCGGUGAACAAUCUUAACGUAUGCUUGGGUGCUGUUAAUGUAACUAAUGAAAUUGAAGAAAUAGGAUAUGAUCUGGCUUACAAAGACAUCUCUGGCACGUGGAGACACAAGAAAUGUACAUUAAUUAUAUCACAUUUAUUAAAGAUAUGUAAGUUUUGUUCUAAUAUAAAAAAUUCGUUAAGACGAAAGCACUAUCGAACAAAAAUCAAGUCACUUAAAAGAAUUAGAUUGUCAGCGACUACUACACAAAAUGAAAAGAAAUUGUUAUUGUUACGGAAGAAAUUUUACAAGGCAGAAAAAGCGAAGAAAAGAAACAAAUAUGUAGCAGGCAAGUUGAAAAAAGAGCUUAUAAAUUGUAUGAUGAAAGUUGGAGAAACAUCUGCGAAAACCAUAGAAGAUCAAUUAAAGAAUAAAGAAAUUCCUAACAACCAACUUAUUGUAAUACGUGAAAUAAUACAAGCCACAAAAUAUUCAAAUCCAACAGGUCGCAAAUAUAAUGAGGAGUGGAUUUUAUUAUGCAUGUUAAUGCGUAUGAAGUCACCUACUACAUAUAAUUUUUUGCGAGAUAAUCAAAUAUUACCUCUUCCAUGCGUGAGAACUAUACAAAGGUACCUUUCUCUAAUAGAUACUCCGUGUGGUUUUGACAACAAAUUUUUUGAAAUGUUCAAAUUGGUAUUGGAAAAAAAAGAAGAUAAGCAAAAACAUGGUGUAAUAUUGCUCGAUGAGAUACACCUCAGGGAGAGUAUUUAUGUUAAUUCGAGAAAACUUACAUACACUGGAUUAAUUGAUUUUGGCAUUGAUGGACCACAACCAUCAAAUCUUGAUGAAAAAGCUAAUUAUGGAUUAGUAAUAAUGUUUCACUCAAUAGCGGAUUUUUACUCUCAACCGAUCGCAGUAUUUGCCUCUAGAGGACCAGUAACAGGAGAAAUGAUUGCACAGCUUGUAAUUAAAGCUAUUUCAUUAUUAGAAAAUAUUGGUGCCAAGAUCCAUGGAGUGAUUACAGAUGGUGCAGCCACCAAUAGAAAGUUUUGGACUGCAGUAGGCGUAUGCGGUAAAAAAGAUAACUUAAAAAAUAGUUUUGAUCAUCCAACAGUUAAUGGACGUUAUGUAUAUGUUUUCUCCGAUACGCCACACUUAAUUAAGACGAUAAGAAAUCGUUUAUAUAAAACACCAUUACAGCUCAGUCCGGAGGAAAAAUUAAUAAAAUGGGAUUAUUUCCGAAUCUUACAUAAUAAAGACAGAACAUUACCUGCUGAAAUGCGGGUAUGUCCAAGAAUAACAACCAAUCAUCUAGAACUCAGUAACGUUGCUAAAAUGAGAGUGUUACUAGCAGUUCAAGUUUUCAGUAAAUCGAUGGCCUAUGGACUAAGGUUUUAUAAAAAUUUUUUACUUGAACUACAAGAUUGUGAUUGUACAGCUAAUUCUUGUGAUUGGAUCAACGAUCUCUUUGACGCUUUAAAUCAAAACAAAGGUUUGAAGAUUGAAGAUAAAUACUACAAAGUUAAUUCAACUUUAAAAAAUUAUUAAUUACGUUAUUUAUUUGAUUUAUGUUUAAAAAAUAUGAUAAUAUUAAAUACAAUAUUUUUAUUAGACUAUAGAAGAAUCUUUUAAAAAAUUGGAUAAUUGGGAACAAUACGACCACAGUGGUAAUAAUUUUUUAACAAAACAGACUGCAGAAAGACUCCGUGUAACUAUGAAGUCAACGCUUGACUUAGUGCAGUAUUUGACUCUAAAUGCUGGUUUUGAUUAUGUUCCGACGGGACGUUUGAAUCAGGACUCACUUGAGGUUGACUAACAUUGUACCCAGUAAACAUUACAAUUUUUUGAUAAACGUGUGGAAAUAAUCUAUAUUUAUUUUUGACAUAAUAGCAUAACAUCUUUUUCGUGUACUUGUAGCAUAAAAAUUUAUAACUUUAAUAUUUUAAGUCUUUUAUUUACAAUAUUUAUACACGGUGUACACGGUUUUCUUUAGCUGGUCUACAACCUUGCUUUAAAGGAUAUUUAAGCUCUAAACAGUAAGAAAUUGACCAAUCACAAUAAAAUAUGAAGAGAAUACUCGACUGUAAUUGGUCAAUUUCUUACAGCUUAGAGCUUAAAUACCCUUUAAAGCAAGGUUGUAGACCAGCACUUACACUAUGUUUUAUAUCCAUUUUUUUCUGUAUCUAAUAUAUAUUUAGAGAUUCUUUGGAACCGUGAGAUAUACGGCAGGAUCGAAUGAUCAUCCAGGGACACCUACUUUCCUUCAAAUUUAUAAAAUUUUAAGUACUUUUAGUAUAAUCAAACCACCUAAAUAUGGAAAUUGCAGACUUGUGAAUACAAAAUGUAAACCUCCAAUUUCAAUGUCAGAGAUAAAAAAUUUAUAUCGUGAUUCUCGUCAAGAAGUAUCAUCUAUAGUAAAACUAAAAGAAAAAUUAGACAAUGUUAUUAAUAAUAACGAAUUUUAUCAGAAUUUAGACCAGUUUAUGGAUAAUGAUUACAGUGAUUACAGUCAACCAGAGAUCAUUGACUGCGUUAUUUAUUACGUAACUGGGUAUUUAUCAAAUCACAUACUAAAAUCAAUAGAUUGUGACAUAUGCAAGAACGCAUUCACUAGUUCUGUUACAAAUUGUCCUUUACCAGCAGCUCUACUAGUUAAUAUGGAAGAUAUGAAAGAAGGACGGAUAAUGCAUCCUAAUUUAAAAUUAUAUAAUUUUAUCAAAUAUUUAGAAAAUUUAUUUGCAAAAUACUGUCAUCGGUCUGAUGUAUUUGAAUUAAUAAUUGAAGACAUUUAUACACCCGCCUUGUCAUUUCCUUGUAAAAAUCAUGGUGAUCAAGUACUAGCGCAAAUUAUUGAAUUUUAUAUAGCUUUGCGUAUGCGACAGUAUGCAAGUAAAAUAAAUAACGAAAACAAAAAAGUAAAUCAACGAAUUAAAAAAAAUGCAAAAUUUUAUCCAACUUGAAUAAAGAAAAUGUAUUAUUUAUAA
This is a messenger RNA of Solenopsis invicta (red fire ant), 3919 nucleotides long. Its product is annotated as transposable element P transposase. The transcript is spliced from 6 exons. NCBI's taxonomy places the organism in Eukaryota, Metazoa, Arthropoda, Insecta, Hymenoptera, Formicidae. Gene Ontology annotation, molecular function: sequence-specific DNA binding. The record is from RefSeq and is a predicted model, not a curated record. Bases 216 to 2483 code for a protein of 755 amino acids.